AUGGGCAUCCCCAAGAACCCUUCGGCCACAGUGGCUGGAGCCAAAUCCCGACGUGGUAGAUUUCCCAAGGCCAAGCAGGCUAUCAACCCCAUCUUGACCCCUAAGGAUGCAUCCAUCUUUGAGAAGCACUUCCUCUGGCUCUGGGCUCGUUACCUUCAUACCGCUGACUCUCCCGCUACCCACGCCGAAAUCGCAGGUACUCUUGGCAUUACCGCGGCAAUUUCCAAACACCGCCUUGCGAAAACGAAGGAACUCGUUGCUGCUAUUCAGAAGCGUGCGCAAAUCGAGUUGGGCGAAGAUAAGGAUACCAAAGAGAAACUCGGUCAAGCUGAGGAAUCCGAGACCUCCACUGAGAAAACAAUUCAGAAAAAGGAAGUGGUUGACGCUGAUCUUCUUGGAUCCAUUGAAAAGCAUGUUGAAAAUGACGAGGUCAUCGAAGAUGCUAAGGUCACCAUUAAGCUUGAGAACUUCGAGGAUUGA
Messenger RNA from Penicillium taxi, 480 nucleotides. RefSeq lists its product as uncharacterized. The transcript has 2 exons. NCBI's taxonomy places the organism in Eukaryota, Fungi, Ascomycota, Eurotiomycetes, Eurotiales, Aspergillaceae. Bases 1 to 480 code for a protein of 159 amino acids. The record is from RefSeq and is a predicted model, not a curated record.